GGAGCUGUUUCCAGUUUGGGUGGGAAACCUGAAUUUCCCAGUAACAGACUCCAUGCUUGCAAACCUGUUUAACAAGGUCGGGGUCGUCUAUAGCGUCAAGGUUUUGACUGCCAAACGAUGUGCCUUUGUUAACUAUACAAAACAAGAACAUUGUGAUGAAGCAAUUCGACGUUUUCAUGGCUUUGAGCUGAAUCACAACAAGCUCGCUGUCAGGUAUCCGGACAGGAUUCCUGCAGGCUUGGGUAUUUCCAGAUCUGCCCUGAGAGCUGAUGACCUGCCAGAUUAGAACGUGAGGCAUAACGAGAACAGCCAAAGGACAGUACGUCCUUAGAAACCCAUCCCCGACCACAGAGGGGACUACUGAAUGAAGACCCAGCUGCUACUUGGCCUGAAUGUUAUUUUCAAUAAAUACUUCUCGUCCAGUACAGACUAAUCAACAGUAUCUACAGGUUCUCCUGAUGUAAUAGCUUUAUGUAAAAUUACCUAGUAAGUUAUAUCUGAAAAUAUUGUGUUAUUGUAAGGUGAUGAAUCCAGAUGUUAACAAAAGCUUCAUGUUGCCAAAAUUUUCAGUCUGACAAUUACAUGGAAGGGUUGGGUAUGUAUUUUAAAUGUUAGUAUUCAGAAAAAAACAGUAUAUAAUUUACAUAUUUGUUUAUUUAAAGUCUGCGGAUUAGUCUAAGACUGCAGAGCAGGCUUACAGCUAAGCACACCAGU
Messenger RNA from Haplochromis burtoni (Burton's mouthbrooder), 714 nucleotides. RefSeq names its product probable RNA-binding protein 19. Lineage: Eukaryota; Metazoa; Chordata; Actinopteri; Cichliformes; Cichlidae. Gene Ontology annotation, molecular function: RNA binding. The record is from RefSeq and is a predicted model, not a curated record.